UGCUCAAAGAUUCGGGAGACGCCUCGGUCAAUCCCAGUGAGUCUUCUGCAUCCGACCAACCUAAUUAAGACUUUGAUGGGCGCACCUACUGUUAUACGGAUGCGAAGAGAACCAAAUUCGGCAAAGCUGAACCCACAAGUCCAGAACCUGAAAAAGAACCCGACGUCCCCGAUAUUAAGAAGGUUGAUGAAGUCCCAGCUGAAGCCAAGAAGCCGAAAUGGUUCCAAGAGGACGAAAACAAGACCACCAAAGUGUAUGUUUGUGGUCUACUCGAGGAUAUGACUGAAGAGGGCUUUGUAAAGUCCAUGUCCAAAUGCACCAUGACCGAGAUUGAUGUGCGGUCAAACAAGCCCAAAGUGAAAUUAUACCUAGAUAAGACCACUGGCAAGCCUAAAGGCGAUGCCUUGUGUACCUAUGUCAAACAGGAAUCAGUUCAUUUGGCCUUGCAAAUCCUGGACGGAACCAAGAUAGACGACAGCGAGGUCACGGUGGAGAGAGUCAAAUUCGAGAUGAAAGGGGAGAAGUACGAUGCCAAAUUGAAGCCAAAGAAGUUGCGGAAAAAGGAACUGGAAGUUCUCAAGAAGAAGCAUGAAAAGUAUUUAGCGUGGGAAGUGGACCAAUUACGCGGAGAAAGGGCCAAAAGGGACAAAGAGAUUGUAGUGAAGAACCUGUUUGUUUCCAAGGAGUUCGACAAGGACGCAUCCUUGAUCCUCGAGUAAUCAGAUCGACUAAGAGAACAAUGUGCCAAGUUUGGGUCCGUCAAGAAGGUUACAGUAUACGACAAGCACCCUGAGGGCGUGGUUUAAGUGUCCUUGUAGUCGCCCGAGGAGGAUAGUAUGAUCUGAAUGGUCAAGGAGACCAAAGAAGAGGAGGAAGCCCGAUGAGGAGAAGUUCCUUCUGGAAAGUGAGGAAAAGUAUGGUGAAAAGGAAGAGUAACUCAAAAAGAAAACAUUCUGAAUCACCUUUAACAGUUUCUCAACCGCAGACAUUGUUCAUCAGUCUUGGCAAAUCAAUCCUCUAAUCUAGCCAAGUGUUAUUUUUUGUGUGGAACAUAAAUUCCUUGUGACGCAAAGCAUCCGUUGCUCUUGAUAAUUGAAAGCGUUCCAAAGCACAAAUAAAAGGAAAUAUAAAUAUUUUCCAAGUGUAUAGCAAGUCAUAAAGAUACUUCAAUUUCUUUUCAGAAGUUGCAUGGAGGGGACAUUGAUUAAAAAUGGGAAACCGUCCCUGGGAUUGGCCCUACUGGUCAUUAUCAUUCUAAGCUGUGCAUGCGAGCCAAGUCAGGGCCUCGCCAUGGCGGCAAAAUAUCACUUUAUGAAAGAUGAUCUAUCUCUUGAUGUGAGUCAAUUUCACGCCAAAAAUGGCGAAGCCAGUUUAUCUUUCGAAACAGUACUACAACUUUUACAAGAUGACCCAGAUUUUGUGUCAGCCUUUUUGGAAGUUCU
Molecule: messenger RNA, 1442 nt
Organism: Tigriopus californicus
Lineage: Eukaryota; Metazoa; Arthropoda; Copepoda; Harpacticoida; Harpacticidae
Product: HIV Tat-specific factor 1-like
Exons: 2
Coding region: 279-719 (146 amino acids)
Cellular component (GO): U2 snRNP; U2-type spliceosomal complex
Molecular function (GO): RNA binding
Source: RefSeq, a predicted model, not a curated record